GGGGGCUGAAGAACAAAAACAAUGACACUGCUCGGACGGAUUUAAAACACAGGAACUCUUUUAAAGACUUUUAAACGGAGUAACGUUGGGUUCUCUCCUAUUUUAAAGCGUCUGCACUGAUAUCCGAGCUUUUAACAUCGACUGGCUGUUGUUUUUUGUUGAUAUGUUAACUCUGCAGCUCAGUUGACAGACUGGAGGCUAGCUGUUUGUUUGGACGGCUGAAACUGUUGGGGGUUGCUUGCUCACUAAUGACGCCCUUUGUUUGGUAAAAAGUUGAAACUGUAGGUCGAAACUAGCUCGCCAUUAGCAAAGCAUUCCUGUUUGGACGCCAAACAAUUUGCCGUGUUUGCCAGCGAGCAGCUGAGGGUCAGUUUGCUAGCUAGCCUGUUGUUAGCAUCAACAUUUGCACAUUCAUCUUUUCAGGGAGAGUUCAUUGUCUCGGUUGGUUCUGGCUGCUUGCACACAUUUGUGUGUCAUAUUAGAGUGUUAAUAGCUAACUUGAAGUGUAUGUAAUGUACUUAGUGCUGCUUUCAGUAUCUAACUCUGAUGUACAAACAAGCUAACUUGGUUGCAAGAGACAUAAGUCAAGGAGACGGCUUUUCAUCUUCACUGCCUCACUGUUAGCUGUUCGUUGCACUGACUAAAUGUCAUUGAAAAGUGUUUGGAAUUCAUACUGCAAAAAUUAAUUUGUUACAUCCUAUGUAUUGUUGAGACUUUCUAGCUGUUGCCACAGUCAGAAUCACCAGCCUUGACACAAUGCAGUUGCUUUAAGUUGAAUUUUGUUUUUGUUUUUGUUUUUGUUUUUUUGCAUUCAGUCAUUUCACUUGUCAGUAUUAUCACAUAUUGCUGUUGUAAAUUGCUGGUGCUGUAAUCAAAACUGCUCCUACAAGCACUGCUCUUUAUUCAAGUUAACCUUGUAAGAAACGAUGAGCGGCCAUGGCUCAUCUUCACAAAAGGGAGUCAAUACUAGUCUAAUAUGUCAAGAGAGUUAUGCCUGUGGUGGCGCUGAGGAAGCUGCAUUUGAGUGUUAUGAAUGCAAAAGCUUGCAGUGUGUUCGUUGCGAGCUUGAGCUCCACAACCAGGAGUCUCUCAAGAACCAUGAGCGGGUUCAGAUAAGUCCAGGGCAUGUCCCUUACUGUGACAACUGUAAAGGAGGUAAUGGAGACAGUGGCAAACGCCAUAGGUCUGUGGUCCGCUGCCAGAACUGCAAAGUUAAUUUGUGCCAAGACUGUCAGAAACGCACCCACAGUGGAGGCAACAGGAAGAAACACCAGCUUACAUCUUAUCCUCCACCACCAAAACCUGCCGAGGUCAGCUCUGUCCAAACAUCUGUGCAGCCCGUUGUCCAAGUAGUCGAUGAGACCAAAUCUCAGAGAGCAAAGCUCCUGGAGAAGAUAACCAGUUUUCUCCUGGUUGAUGAGAAUGAGGAAAUGCAGAUAAAAGAUGAUGCUCCAUUUGUAAAGAGGUUGAACUGCCCCCCUGACCAGCUGCUGAAGGUGGUGUCCAUCUUUGGUAACACGGGAGAGGGCAAAUCUCACACCCUGAACCACACAUUCUUCAUGGGCAGAGAAGUGUUCAAGACCUCUCCCACACAGGAGUCCUGUACAGUGGGUGUGUGGGCAGCGUUUGAUCCUAUCCAUAAAGUAGUGGUCAUCGAUACAGAGGGUCUGCUUGGGAACAGUUCCAAACAGGGCCAGAGAACCCGUCUCUUGCUCAAGGUGCUCGCCAUCUCUGACCUCAUCAUCUACCGCACCCAUGCUGACCGUCUCCACGACGACCUCUUCAAAUUCCUCGGGGAUGCCUCUGAGGCCUACUUGAAGCAUUUCACUAAGGAACUGAAGGCCACAACAGCCCGCUGUGGCCUGGAUGUCCCACUGUCCACCUUGGGCCCAGCUGUGGUCAUCUUCCAUGAGACAGUCCACACUAAGUUGCUUGGUUCAGAUAAGUCGUCCGAGUCAGUAGAUCGGCUGCUGUUGGAGCGCUUCAGGAAGCUUUCUCGUUUCCCAGAGGCCUUCAGUUCUGUCCAGUACUGGGGCACACAGACUCUGAGCCCCCCUACUGACUUUCGUGGCCUACAGAGUAAACUGGAGCAGCUCCUAGAUAACAACGCCACCCGUUCCCCACGCACCCCUGUGGUCAUCUUCAAAGCCCUGCAGGCAUUAAGUGAGCGCUUCAAUGGAGAAAUUGGAGAUGAGCUGGUAGCUCACAGCUGCUUUUUUCCUGAUGAGUACUUCACUUGCUCCAGCUUGUGCCUCAGUUGUGGAUCUGGUUGCAAGAACAGCAUGAACCACCUAGCAGAAGGAGUGUGCCAUGAGGAGAGGCAUCGUUGUCGUUAUUCUGUUCAGUACGAUAAUCGCAUUUAUACCUGUAAGGCUUGCUAUGAAGGGGGGAAGGAAGUGCUAGUUGUCCCAAAGACCUCAGCAUCUUCAGACUCUCCAUGGAUGGGUCUUGCCAAAUACGCCUGGUCUGGGUAUGUUAUUGAAUGUCCCAACUGUGGAGUGAUCUAUCGAAGCCGUCAGUAUUGGUAUGGGAACCAGGACCCUGUGGAUACAGUUGUCCGCACUGAGAUCCAGCAUGUAUGGCCAGGGUCGGAUGGCUUUUUAAAGGACAAUAGCAAUGCAGCGCAGCGUCUUUUGGAUGGAGUCAACUUGGUAGCCCAGUCUGUGUCAGAGCUCAGUGUCAAGCCUGCCAAGGCCGUCACCUCUUGGCUGACAGAUCAGAUCGCUCCAGCCUACUGGAAACCCAACUCCCUCAUCAUGGUGUGCCAUAAGUGUCAUGAAGUCUUCCAGGACAACGACACCAAGCAUCACUGCCGUGCCUGUGGAGAGGGCUUCUGUGAUGGCUGCUCUUCCAAAGCUGCACCAGUCCCUGAAAGAGGCUGGGGUCUUGCCCCUGUCAGAGUCUGUGAUAUCUGCUUUGAGCAGAGAGCUUCAUACGCAGAGCUUCUUGAGGCAGAGCUUGAGGAGGAAGAAGGCGGAACGCUCGCCAGGAAGGUCGGAGAGGCAGUGACCAACACCAUAGGGGUUGUAGUCACUGCUAUUGACAUCCCACUUGGUCUAGUGAAAGACGCAGCCCGUCCUGCCUAUUGGGUGCCUGAUCAGGACAUCCUGUCCUGCCACAACUGCCAGCGUGAGUUCACUGCCAAACUGUCCAAGCAUCACUGCCGUGCCUGUGGCCAAGGAGUGUGUGAUGACUGCUCCCCGGAGCGUCGGCCGGUUCCAUCGCGGGGCUGGGACCACCCCGUGCGUGUGUGCACCAGCUGCAACCAGAAACCUGGAGAACUUUAACAGGGAUGGUCUUCCUUCCUCAGAGCACCAGAAAGAACCACUCACUCAGCUCGCAGUCUGUCACUGCUAUACCUCUGUUACUCAAAUGGUUCCGUCCUGUUUCUGUGGAAAGGAAGUUUUUAGACAUAUAUACAGUAAAGAUUUGGGAUUUUAGAGUUCCUGUGGCCUUUGUAGAACAGCCAGAACAUGUGAGUUACUUGACUGAGUGUGAAAACUUAUUGACACAAAUCCCGAAUUUUACGUUAAACAAGGCUGUUGAGCUAUUUUUCUACUAUCAGAAAAUAUAAAAAAAAUGUAUCAUUUAAAGAAUACUAGUUAGUUGAGGGACUGGUGUGAUUAGUUUUCAGCAAUUGUUAUUAUUGAGCAUUGUUUCUCUGAUGUUGUAUGUGUUAUGGCCAGGAGAUAUUUUAAACGCGUGCAGGUAUAAGUGCAGGUUCCAUUGCAUGCUGUACUGCAACAUUUUAGUUUUUUGCACUAAGCCUUUUUCAGCUGUUAUAGGCUGUUGCUUACCAUGGCCAAAAACCAGAUAUCCUGAUGAUCAAGUAAUCUGUCCCAAACUGAGUUUAAAUCUACAGUCGGUCUAGAUUUUGGAUAUCUGGUGUGCCAAAAAUCAUUCAGGUCACUGUGUUUGUGUUGGUAUAAUGUUUAUAUUUUACCAUGUAAUUUGUGGCUGUAUGUACAUUUGAAAUGUUAAAAAAAAAUUAUUUAUGUAAGGAAGAUAAAAAAAAACCCACUUAUUAGCACUCUGGCAUGCAUGACAGUCCGAGAGAUCCAUGGCCUUUUACUUAAUAACCUCACUUUCUCUUUUACCAUGCAGCAUUUAUUUUGUGUCAUAAACUAUAUGUAUUUCAUGUUUAAAUUGUUAUUUUCUUGACACAUCCACAUUUGAAUUGUUUUCUAAUAUUGACGUUGCCGUCUGUUUCGGUAUUUGGAUAUAGUUUCUCACAACUGCAGGAUAUCCAAAUUUGUCUCCAAACCAGUUUUACAUUCAUGCCUCCGGGUCUCCGUAGGCACAGUCUGACAGGAUAAGGACUCCUGACAAAGCUCAACUCAUUGAUAUUCUGUCUCCGCUCUUCACAAGCUCAUUUUUCUAUUAUUUUUCAUCCGUUAUUGAAAGCUAUUUUAUUGUCUUUUGGCUGGUUUUUGUUUUGCAUUAGUUAUGGAUAUUUAUAUACUUUGUAGUGACUAUGUGAACCACCUUUCUCUCUAUAUUUAUUAUUAGAAUUUUUGUCUGUUAGCAUUACAAAAAACAAAACAAAAACAGAUGCUCAAAUAUGGCAGUGACAAGAUAUGGAACCAUAUUCAGUGACUGAAAGCUUUAAAGAGCUUUUUCAAGUAUCUCUUGCAUCAUUAUUAGUUUUAUGUUAUUGAGUAAUAAGACUGUUACGUCUGGAUAUCAUGCAAAGCACAAGUUGAUGCCUUUAACACGUAUGCUCGUAUUGUAUUGUUAAAAAGGAGAAAAGAGGAAAAAAAGGUCUUUGUUGAUUGUGAGCUUUGUAGAUAAAGUUAAUUCUCCCUUUGCUCCUAACAUGGAACUUUUAGUUCUGAUGUCUGGGAAGAAAUUGUGUCUGCCUUGUCUCAAAAUAGAUUUAUCUGUCUGAAUGUUGCAUCACACACUCUUCUCUUAUAAUAUUGCACAGGAUAGAAUAGGAAAUAGAUCAUUUCAGAUUACAUGUACUGGAGUUCAUUCCCAUGCAAAUGUGCAGUCAGUUGCUUCAAAUAUCCUUUGUGGUGUUUGAGAAAUACACUUUGUGAUGUCCAGUUUUUUUUUCUUCAAUUAGCUUGGGUGCUAUCAUGUACACAAUUUAUCUACAGAUUCCAAAUCAAGCAGGAAUGAUUGAUACUUUUGAAACGGUUGGAAAAGAACUUGAAAACAGUGAUGUGCACAAGAUGUAUGGAAACUGGUGGGUGAUUUGCAUAAGAUUAAAAUUGUAUCAGCUCCUGUCUGUCAAAAUAUAAUCUGGAAUUGCCUCCAUGUCUUCAAUGUGUGUGUGUGUGUGUGUGUGUGUGUGUGUGUGUG
Scomber scombrus (Atlantic mackerel) is the source of this 5307-nucleotide messenger RNA. Its product is annotated as zinc finger FYVE domain-containing protein 1-like. The record is from RefSeq and is a predicted model, not a curated record. The coding region runs from base 927 to 3287 and encodes 786 amino acids. The transcript is spliced from 11 exons. Gene Ontology annotation, molecular function: zinc ion binding. NCBI's taxonomy places the organism in Eukaryota, Metazoa, Chordata, Actinopteri, Scombriformes, Scombridae.